AUGCCUCUCGCUGAGAAAGGAGACCGCUCUUCUCUCGCGACAUCCGAAGUGCCGCCUGUGGAUGGGACGCCAGCCAUCAAGAAGAGGUUCAACUUUUGGACAGCAUUCGGCGUUGCCGUCUGCACCUCGGGCGCCUGGGAAGGCUGGACGGCUUCCAUAGCCCAAGGACUUGCGGGCGGCGGCCCAGUCUGCCUCCUUUGGGGCUGGCUCAUCGUCUCAGUCGGCAUCAUCUGCAUGGCAUGUGCCUUGGCCGAAUUCGUGAGCUUCAUGUGGCCUUCCGCUGGGGGUCAGUACGUCUGGGCGGCCAAUCUCGCUCCGGUGAAGUACUCUCGCAGCCUGAGUUGGGCGACUGCAUGGUUGGGGGUGGCUGGCCUUUGGCUGGGUGCUCUGUCUUGUGGUAUGGGGGUCGCUGUUCAGAUCCAAUCCUAUGUGAUUGUUACGACAGACUAUGAUCCAAAGACUUGGCACGCCUUCUUAAUCUGUAUCGCUUGCAUGCUAUGCUGGGCCGCUGUCAACAUUUUCUCCGUGCAGUUCUUGCACUACAUGAACACAGCAAUUCUCGUGCUUCAUGUUGUCGGGUAUCUGGUAGUCAUUGGCGUCUUGGCGGGGUACACGAAAGAAAAACACGAGGCCGCAUUCGUGUUCACCAACUUCCAGAACAGAACUGGUUGGGACAGUGACUUUGUUGCCUGGUCGGUCGGUCUUCUCUCUGCGCUAUAUGCAUACUUUUCCCUCGACACGGUGACGCAUUUCAGUGAGGAGAUUCCUCGAGCGAAUGUGGUCGUUCCUCGAGCAAUGAUACUGCAAGCCGGCGCUACCGCGUUAAUGACGCUCCCGUUCAUCAUCACGGUUCUCUUCUGCAUCGGAGACAUUGACGAGGUGCUUGCCUCGCCCAUCGGGGUCAUGAGCCCUUUCACGCAGAUCCUCAUCAACAGCACGUCGAACGUUGGCCUAUCCUGCUUCCUCAAUUGUAUCAGCUCGGUCGUGGCCAUGACGGCCGGGUUCGAUCUCUGGGGCGCCGCCGCCCGCGCCAUCUGGAGCAUGGCGCGCGACCAGGCCCUACCUGGGGCUUUUGCCAAGCUGCACCCUCGCCUCGACGUGCCCGUCCUUGCCAACCUUGUCCUUCUAUUGCCGUCAGUUGCUGUUUUUAUGAUCUACAUCUGGAAUACGACGGCAUUCUAUGGUAUCAUGGCGGGGGUUCUCGUCGCGUUCCAGCUAUCCUAUGUUCUGCCUAUCGGUAUCAAUAUUUUCUACGCAGCCUGGUGGAGGCCAGACCUAGUCAAAGGCCCAUUUAAUAUGGGAAGGAUUUCUCUCCCAGUGCAUAUUAUCGCGUUUUUCUUUGGCUGCUACAUGGUUUUGUUCAUGUCAUUCCCCGUUUACAACCCCGUCACCGCCGCCAAUAUUAUUAUCGGCGCUACCUUGAUUUUUGCCCUCGCCCUUUGGCUAGUCUACGGUCGGAAACGCUACUACGGACCCUUGGAAUUCACAGCAAUGGAGGUUGGGCAGAUUGAUGCUAUAGUGUCCAAGGCGGCGCAAAGCUAG
Cordyceps militaris CM01 is the source of this 1542-nucleotide messenger RNA. Its product is annotated as GABA permease, putative. The coding region runs from base 1 to 1542 and encodes 513 amino acids. Gene Ontology annotation, molecular function: transmembrane transporter activity. NCBI's taxonomy places the organism in Eukaryota, Fungi, Ascomycota, Sordariomycetes, Hypocreales, Cordycipitaceae. Gene Ontology annotation, biological process: transmembrane transport. The transcript is spliced from 8 exons. Gene Ontology annotation, cellular component: membrane. The record is from RefSeq and is a predicted model, not a curated record.